AUGUGUUUUGUCACUGGUGCUGAAGAGUCCACUCCUUUCUUUCAGUUCUCAGACUAGAGGUGAGGAGACAUUAACAGCCCUGUCGUCCUCGUUAGUGGCAACUAAAUUUCCUUAUUUCCUGAGCGCAGCUGUGAGGUGAUGUGGAGUGUGCAGAGACUGAUGAACGAGCCUCGAUAUCAACUGUGUGACAACUAUCUACACAACACACCAACCACACCGACGGAAAGAUGCAGAUGUGACACCGCUUCUGCUGUAAUAGACUCUACCUGCAAUUUGAGGAUUGUAAUGUGAGUCCAGGUGCAGUCCCGUAAUUUUAUGCUGGUGGAGAGGAGUGAGAUGCUUCACUCGGCUGCCAUGACAACAGGACUUUUCUUUGUUACUUGGCUCUUGUAUACAAGCGCACGAGGCAAUCCCGUUGUGUCGGUGCCGGAGGGUGGGGAGAAAGAGCGUUUGGAGCGUGUUCUGACCCAGGCCAAGGAGGGUGCGCUGAGCCCUGGUGCAAGGCAGCGUUUGGAGGAGCUGAGUAAUCUUGAAUUGGAGGGGAUCAAGGGCGUGAACAGAUCUAGUGUUAGCAGGACCCGACCCAACUCGAGCCCCUUGAGACGAGGGUCCAAACUGCAGGGUAAGACCCUCGAAACCUGGGGUGAGCAAGAAUCACUCAAGCAAACUGAAGAGACUCUUACAGAAGAGGCCAACACCUCCCUCGAUGCGACCGAUGAGUACGCGUAUCCCGAUUACAGGGGUAAGGGCUGCAUGGACGAGACAGGGUUUGUGUUCGCCAUCGGGGAGAAAUUCACCCCAGGACCCUCCACCUGCCCCUGCUUGUGCACAGAUGAAGGUCCUCUGUGUGCCCAACCAGAGUGUCCAAAACUUCAUCCACGUUGCCUGCGUGUUGACACCAGCCAGUGCUGCCCGCAGUGCAAAGAGAAGAAAAACUACUGUGAAUUUCGAGGAAAGGUCUACUCAUCUCUGGAGGAGUUUAAGGUGUCUCCGUGCGAGAAGUGCCGUUGUGAGCCCAGUGGAGAGGUUUUGUGUUCCGUGUCUGCUUGCCCACAGACAGAGUGUGUUGAUCCGGAAUAUGAGCCUGACCAGUGCUGCCCAGUGUGUAAGAGCGCCUCUCCCGUCUGUGCACAGGCCCGAACUGCUAUGCGGACACGGCGGUGAUCCCGGCCGGCCGAGAGGUUAAGAUCGACGAAUGCACCAUCUGCUACUGCACGUACGAGGAGGGCACCUGGCGUAUCGAGCGGCAGGCCACCUGCAGCAAGAACGAGUGCCAGCCGAGCUAAGGCGGCGACGAGGGGCUCGAGACCCUCAGCCUUCACCCGGACAGCUGUGGAUCUGGAUCACCUGUCCCAGCUGUGGUCUGUACGGGCUCAGCACGGCAGCCCUGAGCCUCACACGCAGCCAAGACACCGGCACCGUGUGGCGUAACAUCAAUCACGGUCAUUUGUGACCGUUCAUGACUAUGAACUCAGAGUGUCCCGUAGCAUGCAGCGGACAGGCCAAUUAACCUGGGAACAAGGCCAAGGGCCAGAGUGCGAAGCGCUACAUUCCUCUCGCUACGACGGAGCCUCUGAGUUGGCAUAGCGUCAUGACGAGUGAUGAGAUUCAUACGUUAGAGUUACAUGUAUAGUCUUAGGAGGCAUGGAGUUGAAUUCAACUAUAUUAAUAUUUCAAGUUUGUAUUGAGAUUUAUAACCCAUAUAAAGGAUAUUUAUUUAUGUAUGUGCUGGUUCAAUGAUUAUGAUUGGAUUCAAAUAUCUGAUUUACAGUGAAAUGAUAUUUUUUAUAGCCACUGUAUUUUGAUAUGCCGUAACAUUUAAUACUGGAUCGUCUUAUUAGAAUGUAUAACGCACCUACAGCUGUCAAUGUGUCUGGAGAAACGUUUUGUCAAAGACUAGAUGAUGCCGCUGACACAUAACAUCUAACGCAACGUCAGGAUAGUCAACAGAGCAGAAUGGAUUUGAUGUCCAUUUGAGGAAAUCAAAAACGGAAAGAAAGCUGCUUGCAUUUAUGUUAAGUCUCUAUUGUGCUCUUAUCUGAGAUCCAUUUUGCUAAGACGUGUUUCUAUGUGUAUGUGUUUUCAUGUUCCAAAUAAAUCGUUACACUGUGCAA
Messenger RNA from Ctenopharyngodon idella (grass carp), 2114 nucleotides. It is a transcript of the gene vwc2, whose product is annotated as von Willebrand factor C domain containing 2. Gene Ontology annotation, molecular function: protein binding. Gene Ontology annotation, biological process: negative regulation of BMP signaling pathway. The record is from RefSeq and is a predicted model, not a curated record. The transcript has 4 exons. The coding region runs from base 316 to 1164 and encodes 282 amino acids. Gene Ontology annotation, cellular component: AMPA glutamate receptor complex. Lineage: Eukaryota; Metazoa; Chordata; Actinopteri; Cypriniformes; Xenocyprididae.